This is a messenger RNA of Neurospora hispaniola, 237 nucleotides long. RefSeq lists its product as uncharacterized. The transcript has a single exon. The annotation marks the transcript as partial. NCBI's taxonomy places the organism in Eukaryota, Fungi, Ascomycota, Sordariomycetes, Sordariales, Sordariaceae. The record is from RefSeq and is a predicted model, not a curated record.
UAUAACCCCCUCAUUACACUAGGUUGGAUAACCAAUAUGGAUAUUCAACUAUAUACUAAUAUAAAUACUAUAUUUAAUUACAUAGCUAAAUACAUCUCGGAGGCCGAAAAGCGAAUAAAGUUUUACAAUGAGAUUACAAUAAAAAUUAUCCCUCAAAUUACAGCCAGAAAUCCAAUUAAACAAUUUACUAUAAAGUUUAUAAAUAAAUUUAUUAUUAAAAGGGAUUGGUCUACCUAA